Messenger RNA from Amphimedon queenslandica, 1953 nucleotides. Its product is annotated as 5'-AMP-activated protein kinase subunit gamma-1-like. Gene Ontology annotation, biological process: protein phosphorylation; regulation of catalytic activity. The record is from RefSeq and is a predicted model, not a curated record. The transcript is spliced from 17 exons. NCBI's taxonomy places the organism in Eukaryota, Metazoa, Porifera, Demospongiae, Haplosclerida, Niphatidae. Gene Ontology annotation, cellular component: cytoplasm; nucleotide-activated protein kinase complex; nucleus. Gene Ontology annotation, molecular function: AMP binding; protein kinase binding; protein kinase regulator activity. Bases 75 to 1823 code for a protein of 582 amino acids.
UCAUUGCCCUUUAAACUCUUAUCAUCUUGUGAUUAUUCUCUGUUCCCAGCUUUCUCUCUCUCACUCUUAGGACUAUGGAGGGAGCUGUCACCAUUAGAGAGGAUCCAGACAAGGCCAGUUCUGAUGAAGGAAUUGAUGCUACAGGUGAGAGCAGUUAUUCUACUGCUCCUAGUUCCCCAGAACCUAAAGAAUCUGAUACUUUCACCGAAGUAAAUUCCGAAGGACGUGAUACUCCAGUCACUCCCAUUUCCUCUGAUCAGCCCCGCCCUUAUUCCGACCUACAGAACUCUCUCCUCCCGAAAUUAACAAAAAUGAGUCAAAGUCCACCGGUUCCGAAACACGUUGGGUCUAAUAAAACGAGAGUGGGCGGAGCUUCGGGAGGGUAUUCCCCUCUAGUCAAACCCGGGGGUGAGCCAGAGAUAGUCACUGUGAGACCUUAUAAUGUCCAAGUUGGUUUUAACGCUCCUCAGCGAAGUCCUUCUCUCGAAACUACAGACCCCUCCACUCUUCCAGGCACUGCCAACGUCAUUACGUCUCCACCGAAGCCACACCCACGUUCCCCUGGCUCUAAACCUGUCUCAAUAGAGGAGCUUGAUAAAGCAAGACGCCAUUAUGCUCCCCCGGGCCGUGGGGAGGGAAAAGGGAGAGGAGGAGGAGAGAGGUCUAAAUCUCUUGACUAUGAUGGUCACACAAAGCCUUCAGAGUUAAACGGAUCCAGUUUUUGUCUCGGGUUACCUUCUUUUCGUGAUUAUGUACCUGCUUCCACCAGCAAUGGAGAGACUAUGUACCUCAGAGAUGAAGACGGGGAAGGAGGAUGGAGUGUCAUAGAGUCCAAACCAAGGUCACUGUCAUUUGAUAUGAAAGAUGUGUUUCGUGAGACUGAAACUGAGAAGCCAUCUUCGGAGGAGUUAUACUCUAAAUUCCUUAAAUCUCAUACCUGCUAUGACCUGAUUCCAGAGAGCACUAAAGUUGUCGUCUUUGAUACAAAACUAAAAGUAAAGAAGGCGUUUUAUGCUCUGGUGAUAAAUGGUGUUAGGUCAGCUCCACUUUGGGACAGUAACAAUAACAAGUUUGUUGGAAUGCUUACCAUUACUGACUUUAUUAACAUAUUGAAGACGUAUUACAAGUCGCCAAUUGUUGGAAUGGAUGAACUGGAAGAGCAGACCAUUCAGACCUGGAGAGUAUCAGAAGCGACGAUAGCUAAAGUGACAUCUACACUAGUGCAGAUUGAUCCAAUGGAAAGUCUUUAUGAAGCUGUCAAGAUCUUAGUGGAAAAUAAAAUUCAUCGUUUGCCAAUCAUCGAUCAACGUUCUGGAAACUCUCUGUUCAUAGCCACACACAAACGCAUCCUUCACUUCAUGUACUUUAAUUUACUUCAUGAGAAGCAGCCAUCUUAUAUGAGUCAGUCAUUGGAGGAGUUAGGGAUCGGUAGUUAUAAAGAUAUAGCCACAGUCACAUCAGAUACACCAAUAAUUACAGCUUUAAACAAAUUUACAGAGCGAAGAGUAUCAGCCCUGCCAAUAGUCGAUAGCUUUGGGAAAGUAACUGACAUUUAUGCCAAGUUUGAUGUCAUUAAUUUAGCUGCAGAGAGAACUUACAAUAACCUUGAUGUGUCAUUGAGGGAUGCUUUGAAGCACAGGGCUCAGGGAUUUGAGGGUGUCCUUACUUGCCUACCGAGUGAUAAAUUAGGAGUCAUUAUUAAGAAGAUUGUUGAAUCAAAAGUUCAUCGUCUUGUGAUUGUUAAUACUGAUCGUCAUGCUAUUGGGGUCUUAUCUCUCUCCGAUAUUUUAAGGUUUUUAGUUCUCACGCCUCAUUCAAAAUAAUAAUAAUAAUAAUUGGAACUGAACAAAAUUGCACGUAGUUUUAUUUUACUUUGACACAAUAAAAAACAUCAUAUAUUACGGUAUGAUUUUUAUGUUAUGAUUUGCUAAAGAGUUCUGAAAAACUCGAGUA